Messenger RNA from Closterium sp. Yama58-4, 3045 nucleotides. The record is from the annotation of a GenBank genome assembly. Lineage: Eukaryota; Viridiplantae; Streptophyta; Zygnematophyceae; Desmidiales; Closteriaceae.
AUGACGUCGGAGCCGCGUCCGGCAGCCCUGCAGAAGCUUGACCAUUCGCCAGAGCCUUCUGGUGCCGGGCCUCUGGCGCGUCAAACCUUUCGCGAAACGUGCGAAGCUCCUGUUACCGUUCUCGCCGACGAAACGUUGGGGAAGUCAGCGUGUCAGCGGAGACCAGUCGCUGCGCCGGUGGGAGCUGCGAACGUCGACGGCGGCCCGUCUGAUUUCGCCGUCUUCACUGACGGACGAACGAUUGGAUUGACGAACGAGGAUGGGGGCACGCGCUCCGUUUCCUGUCCCGAGUCGCGGUCAAGAAACCCGUCAAGUGCGGAGCAGCAGCCUACUGCUGCUGCGCAAUCGCACUCGCAAUGUAUCGACGCGGAAACCGUUCCCGCGGUGCCCUCGCAGUCUCCCGACAUCGGCGCUGCUUCGUGUCCGGCAGAAGAAUCCGAAGCGACACGAGCUGACGCGGAAAACGGAAUUCAAGUGCGCGAGGCGAAGGAAGCGGAGGGAGAGAGAGGAGCGAGAGGAGGGGAACGAGAACCUGACGACGCGGGAAACUCGCGCGACGCGGGAAACGCGGGAGACGGGGAAGAGGAGCGAGAGUGGACGUAUGGGACUUGUGUGGAACGAGAAAAAGAGCGAUCGGUGGAUGCGGACGGCAAUGAUGCCGACGCGGACGAGGAGCAUGCUGACGUGGACGUGGACAGAGAAGGAGCUCUAUCGGAGCAUCAAGAUUGCGUGGCGGAGGGGGAGGCGGAAGAGGAAGAGGCGGAGGAGGGGGAGGCGGGGGAUGACGAGCAGAUGGAUGAAGAGGAAGAGGAGAGACAUGUGAGAGAAGAGGGAGAGGAGGAAGAUGAAGGGGAGGAGAGAGAAGAGGGAGAUGAGGAGGAGGCAGAGGAGGAAGGAGAGGAAGACUUGCUUGCCAUUCCUACGGACGACAUUGCGGGCCCCAUUGAGCUGUUGGGCUCCUCUCACCCAGGCUACCCCGUUGACCGCGUUGACCCCGUGGGUCGCGACUCAGCUCACCGAAUGAACGGCGUUGACUCCGUUGACCCGAUGGACGGCAUGGGAUGCCUGGACGGGUUGGAGACGCGCUGCCUCGCGGAUUUCGAGGACAUGCUGCCCGAAGGCGACGCGAUCGACAUGCUGGGCGACGAUUGCUUGCUGGCGCUGGGCGCGGGGCUCUUCGCGGACGACCUGGCCUCGCUCCUGCCCAUGCCACCGCAUCACCCUUCCGCCCAUGCCAAACCUUCCUCCGUUGCUGCCCCCCCGCGCGCUUCCGCCCCCUCCGCACGCGCUCCCCCGCACGCUGCGGCUGUGGCGGGCAAGACGAGGCGCGCGUCUCACAGCAGCGCCGCCGGCCUCCUGAGGAACGCCAAGGGCGGGAGCUAUGGCAGUGAUAACGGCAACGGCAACGUUAAGAGAAGUGGCGGAUCCAUGGCGAUUUCUGUGGCUCGAAAAGAUUCGAUUUGUGGGUAUUCCGGUAGCCCUAUCUCCACCCUUGCUCCUCUGCACUCCUCCUGCUACUCUCUCCCCUCCCCUUCGUCCCCCCGCUCCCCGCCGUCCCGCUCCCCCCGCUCCCCUUCUGCCCGCGCUCCCUCCGCCUCCCCUUCCCCCUCGCCGCUUGACCGCCUCUUGCUUUCCCCCAUCCCUGGCAAACGGCCAAGAUCUCACCGGCCCCUCGUUCGUGGGCGAACCUGGACCGUGGAGUCUGUUUUCCAGCUGCCCGAAAGCGCGGUCGCGGCGAAUGGCAUUGUGAAGGCCGCAGCGGGCAUAGAUUCGGGGGCAGAUGGGGCACUAAGCGGCUCCCUGUCGUCAGCUCUUCCUAGUCUUUCUGGGGCUUCGUCAUUGGCUGGCGAGAUUGAUACUGGUGGUAACCUGGCGACUGCACCACCAGGGGCGGUGAAAAGCCCUGCUACCCCCUCUGCUUCCACUGGCGCUACUGCUGACGGUACUUCCUCUGCUGCCGCUGCUGCUGCUGCUGCUGCUGGCGAUUCUUCUGCAGCAGCAGCGGGAGCAGCGGCGGCGAGCGGUGGUGCUGCUGCUGCUGGUGGUGUUGUGCGGCGCUGCCUGCACUGCUCCGUGACAAAAACCCCCCAGUGGCGAGCCGGGCCGUACGGGCCUAAAACCCUCUGCAACGCGUGCGGAGUCCGCUACAAGUCGGGGAGACUGUGCGCGGAGUAUAGGCCUGCUAACUCCCCCGAGUAUGUGGCGGAAAAGCACUCGAAUUCCCACCGUCGGAUCGUGGAGAUGCGGCGGUCUGUGCUCGCCACGUGGCAGCAGCUGCGGCGGGUCGGGGACGGGGUUGAGGAGGAGGGGGAAGAGGGGGAGGGAGGGGGAAUGGGAGUGGGAGGGGAGGGGAGGGCGAGGGAGGAGGAGAAGACGAAAGGGAAGGUGAGAGAGGUGAAAGAAGAAAGGGGAGCAGCUAGUGAGGGGGUAAGUGAGGGGGAUGAGGGGAGUGAGGGGGAUGAGGGGAGUGAGGGGGAUGAGGGGAGUGAGGGGGAUGAGGGGAGUGAGGGGGAUGAUGGGGGUUUGACCGGGGAAGGGAGUGAGGCAGGGGUGGCAGGGUUUAAGGGGACGGAAGGAGGGUUGUUGUCUCCUUUCUUUGAGUAUCGGUGCCAGUAUAAGAAGGGAGGAGGGAGGAGGAGAACGCGAGUGGUGGAAGAGGAGGAAGAGGAGGAGGGGAGGAGGGAGUGGGAGGAGGAAGGGGAGGAUGAUGAGGAGGGAGAGGAGGAAGAGAUGGAGGAAGAGUGGGAGGAGAGAGAGGAGUGGAGGGAGAGGGGGGAGAGGGAGUGGAAAGGACCGAAGCGGCUGCAGAGGCUUGGCAAGGGCCAGGGGCGACAGCAGAGGUUCGGUGUAGGUAGGGGCGGGAGGCACAGGCUGGGGCAGGCGGGGGAGCAGGUCGCGGGGAAGCGGGUGGGGCAGGUGGAGGGGAAAGGGGAGGCGGAGCGGAAAGGACGGGAACACGGACAGGAGCAACUGGGGACGGUGCUUUCUGCGUCUGUGAAGAGACUGAAAACCACCGGUCCUAAUCAGAAAGUGUCGGUCAUUUAG